Messenger RNA from Nilaparvata lugens (brown planthopper), 593 nucleotides. It is a transcript of the gene RpS26, whose product is annotated as 40S ribosomal protein S26. Gene Ontology annotation, biological process: translation. The record is from RefSeq and is a predicted model, not a curated record. The transcript is spliced from 4 exons. Gene Ontology annotation, molecular function: structural constituent of ribosome; mRNA binding. Gene Ontology annotation, cellular component: ribosome; cytosolic small ribosomal subunit. The coding region runs from base 188 to 538 and encodes 116 amino acids. Lineage: Eukaryota; Metazoa; Arthropoda; Insecta; Hemiptera; Delphacidae.
AUUUCUAGCAUCAAUUGAAUCAGGAAGGAGUAGCCUCAGAAAAUUUCUCAUAAUUGAUGUUUUUUGUAUUUUUACAUUGGUAGUCGUUGUUUCCUUUUCAGCGUCCGCCAUAGCAGGAUUCCUCAUCGGUAUUCGUGUCUCUAGGGGUUUGUUUUAGCUUAAUUUCAUCAAAUCAGGAUUUUGAAAGAUGACUUGCAAACGUAGGAAUGGAGGACGUUCAAAGCAUGGCCGUGGUCAUGUGAACCCGGUUCGUUGCACAAAUUGUGCUCGUUGUGUUCCCAAAGACAAGGCAAUCAAGAAAUUUGUUAUCCGCAACAUUGUGGAAGCAGCUGCCGUCAGAGAUAUCACUGAAGCUAGCGUAUACACAGGUUACCAGCUGCCCAAGCUGUACGCCAAGCUCCACUACUGUGUGUCCUGCGCCAUCCACUCGAAGGUCGUCAGGAACAGGUCCAAGGCCAACCGAAGGAUCAGAAGCCCACCAACCAGGAACUACUCCAGGGAACCGAUGAGGCAAGGUGGUCAGCAAGUCAGGAAAUGAGAUUGUGAAAGUGUUAUUUUCAUUUUUAAACAAUAAAAUGGUUUCUUGAAACUUA